AUGCUUACCAUGUUAGAGGAGGCCCCGAGAGAAUCAAUGGCAGUUCAAAUGGCGUCAAAGAUAGCCCCACCGACCAACGGUGUUAAUGGGGCACACCACAAGAAAGCCCAGCUCAAUCGCGCAGGCGAGCUUGAAGAACUUCUAGACUCGGUCAAGCAACUCAUAAUACCUUUCGUUAGAAAGGCAGACGACGCAGCGCAAUGCAGAGCUGCUGGGCAGGGUCGUGUCCCACCAGGUACGAACGUGCUCGUGGAGAGGCUGGAACCCGAGAAGCUGGUGAAGCGAUUGGACUUCUCGCUGCCAGGAGAGGGCAGAGGCCGGGACGGGCUUCUAGCUACAGUCCAGGAGCUCCUGGAAAACAGCGUCAAUACGUGGGAUCAAGGGUUCAUGGAUAAGCUAUAUGCAAGCACGAACCCGGUCGGAGUGAUCUCCGAGCUCAUUCUUGCCACACUGAACACCGCCCUCCACGUAUGCCACGUCUCACCCGCUCUCACCAUCGUCGAGAAGACCACAGCCCGCGCCCUGGCGUCCAUCAUGGGCUUCACGGGCCCGCGCGCCGGCGGCAUCACCUGCCCAGGGGGCUCGGCGUCGAACAUGACGUCGCUCGUGAUCGCGCGGAACACGCUGUACCCGGACACCAAGCGCGACGGCAACGGGCCGCGCAGGCUCGUUCUAUUCACCAGCGUGCACUCUCACUACAGCAUCGAGAAGGCCGCCAGCACGAUGGGGCUGGGCGCCGCCGGCACGGGCGUGGUCCUUGUGCCGGCCGAUGCGGAGGGGCGCAUGAUCCCGGGUGCUCUUCGCCGUAUGGUGCUACACGCCAUACAGGAGGGCAAGACGCCCUUCUACGUCAACGCGACCGCGGGCACCACCGUGCUCGGUGCCUUCGACCCGAUUUGCGAAAUCAGUGCCGUCUGUAAGGAGUUCGGUCUGUGGUUGCAUGUCGACGCAUCGUGGGGCGGACCUGUGGCCUUCUCGUCUCAGCAGAGACACAAGAUAGACGGCGCCGGGCUGGCGGAUAGUCUCACGAUCAAUCCGCAUAAAAUGUUGGGCACUCCGCUGCCAUGCUCGUUCCUGCUGACGAACGACCUUUCAGUGUUUCACAGGGCAAACACGCUGCCUGCAGGGUACUUAUUCCACAGUGAAUCGGCUGAAAGAGAUGUCUGGGACCUGGCGGAUCUGACAUUGCAGUGUGGCCGCAGAGGGGAUGCGCUGAAGCUGGCACUGAGCUGGAUAUAUUAUGGAGCAGACGGAUUCGAGAAACAAAUCAACCAUGCCUUCUCGGUAGCUGGACUUUUGGCGACGAUGAUACAAGACCAUCCCGACUUCGAACUCGUGUCGACGAAUCCGCCCCCAUGCCUUCAAGUAUGCUUCUACUACACACCGGGUGGUGUUCAAACAGGUAUAGAUGAGAACACAAGACGCACGCGGGCAAUGAUUACGGCGUUGGUAGAUCGGGGGUUCAUGGUGGAUUAUGCACCAGGUAAUAGGGGGAGCUUCUUUAGAGUCGUUGUUAACUGCCAGACCUUGGCAGAAACGGUGAAGGGACUGGUAAAUGCGUUGGUAGAAACUGGGAAGGGCGUCAUAGACGAGGAACUAGGUACUAUCGCUUAA
Messenger RNA from Neoarthrinium moseri, 1614 nucleotides. RefSeq lists its product as uncharacterized. Lineage: Eukaryota; Fungi; Ascomycota; Sordariomycetes; Amphisphaeriales; Apiosporaceae. Gene Ontology annotation, cellular component: cytoplasm. The transcript is spliced from 5 exons. Gene Ontology annotation, biological process: carboxylic acid metabolic process. The record is from RefSeq and is a predicted model, not a curated record. Bases 1 to 1614 code for a protein of 537 amino acids. Gene Ontology annotation, molecular function: carboxy-lyase activity; pyridoxal phosphate binding.